AUGGCGCGUUAUAUGGAUGCUUUUGAGGACACUGGUGCGCACCGAGGUUCGGACUGUGGUGAUAUUCUGGAGUUAAACCAGUUUGACGGGCUUCCUUUUUCCUCUCGGUAUUACGAACUAUUGAAAGAGAGAAAAACGCUUCCAGUUUGGGGAGCCAAAUUUAAAUUCACGACCUCUGUUAUUAAAAACCAAGUUGUCAUUGUAAGUGGAUCAGCAAAAACAGGACAAAGCACACAGAUCCCUCAGUGGUGUGCAGAGUUUUGUCUCUCUGUGCAGUACCAGCAUGGUAUGGUGGUGUGCACUCAGAUCCACCAGCAAACCACAGUGGAACUUGCUCUGAGAGUGGCUGAUGAGAUGGAUGUGAACAUAGGACAUGAAGUGGGCUACAGCAUCCCUCACCAGAACUGCUGCAGUAUUGAUACAGUGCUUCGGUACUGUACUGACGACAUGCUGCUACGUGAGAUGAUGUCAGACCCUCUGCUGGAGCAGUAUGCUGUGGUCCUCGUUGAUCAAGCUCAGGAGCGUACAGUCAGCACAGACCUUCUCCUUGGUUUGCUUAAGGACGUGCUGCUAGCGAGGCCUGAACUGCGCCUUGUUAUCCUCACCGCACCUCACUCCGCUGACAAGCUGUUGCACCACUAUGGAAAUGUCCCCCUGAUCCAACUCGAGGCAGCACAGCCCUGUGAAGUGGUGCAUGGCACAGGGAUGGAGGGUGUGAAGGACUAUCUGUGCUCGGCUCUCCGACUGGCUUUGGACAUCCAUCAGACUGAGGAGCCUGGAGAUAUUGUGGCAUUUCUGGCUACUGAACAAGAGAUUGAAUGUGCUUAUGCUAUCCUGCGGCGAGAAGGGGCCAAUGUAGCGUCGUCGCUAGGUGAGCUCAAGCCUGUGUUGCUCUGUCCAAACCAGAGAGACAAGGUAUCAUUUCUGUCUAAGCAGGAGAGCCAGUGCAGGAGAGUCUUUCUCACCUGUGGACCCACUGAGGACAUUUUUUGGGCCACACAUAGCAUCCACUUCAUCAUUGACACGGGAGUACAGAAGAGAUAUGUGUACAACCCUCGAAUCAGAGCCAACUCCAUCGUCAUUCGACCAAUUAGCAAAAGCCAAGCCGAUAGCCGCAAACAGUUGGUUGGAUCAAGUGGAAAGUGCUUCUGUUUGUACCCGGAGACCACACCCCUUCCUUCUGAGAGCGUACCUCAUAUGUUGGAGUCUGACAUCACUUCCACUGUACUUUUUCUUAAAAGGAUGGAGAUUGCUGGGCUUGGUCACUGUGACUUUAUCGAUAGGCCAGAUCCUGAGGGACUGAUGCAAGCUUUAGAAGAGCUUGAUUACCUGGCAGCUCUAGAUAAUGAUGGAAAUCUAUCUGAGAUAGGAAUAAUAAUGUCUGAAUUUCCUAUGGAGCCCCAAAUGGCUAAGACUCUGCUAGCAUCCUGCGAGUUUGACUGUGUGAGUGAGGUGCUUACCAUUGCUGCCAUGUUAACAGCUCCAAGCUGUUUCCUGGUUCCUUCUGUGGAGUUCAAACAGCAGGCCGCAGAGUGUCAUCAGAGCUUCAGUCAUGCGGAGGGAGAUCACUUCACCCUCAUUAAUGUGUACAACACCUACAAACAUCAUCAGCACAGCACAUAUUACAGCAUAGAGCAGUGGUGUGACGAACAAUUCCUGAGCCGAACUGCUCUUGAGACAGCUGACGCAGUCCAUGCAGAGCUUACUGAUAUCCUGAAACGAUUAGAGCUGCCAGUGUCCUCUCCAGCAUUUGGCACCAAGACCAACACAAUGAACAUAAAACGGGCACUGCUGUCCGGUUUCUUCAUGCAGGUGGCAAGGAACAUUGAUGGUACAGGAAAUUACUUCAUACUUACCCACAAGCAUGUGGCUCAGAUUCACCCUCUCUCUGGCUAUGGAACCAAACCAGCCCAGCAAAAACUUCCUGAGUGGGUUUUAUAUCAUGAGCACAUGCUGGCUGAGAAUAACUGCAUCCGAACCAUCACCCAGAUUUCAGCACAUGAGUUCAUCCAGUUGGCUCCUCAGUAUUUCUUCUACAACCUGCCCUCUAGUAAGAGUAAAGAGCUACUGCAGCACAUCAUCGAACAAGGCUCAGCAGCUGCACAGGGUAAGAGCAAGAACAAACCACAAAGUCUGAAGAGCACCAGCAGUGAAGAACAGUCCUACGAACGCUGUGUCAUACAGUAACUGUAACGUAACGUCUGACUGGACGUUUACACACAGGGUAUGCAGAAGUAAAGACGAAAUCCU
Molecule: messenger RNA, 2250 nt
Organism: Trichomycterus rosablanca
Lineage: Eukaryota; Metazoa; Chordata; Actinopteri; Siluriformes; Trichomycteridae
Gene: dhx32b
Product: DEAH (Asp-Glu-Ala-His) box polypeptide 32b
Exons: 11
Coding region: 1-2187 (728 amino acids)
Cellular component (GO): spliceosomal complex; intracellular anatomical structure
Molecular function (GO): RNA binding; helicase activity
Source: RefSeq, a predicted model, not a curated record